AUGGCAAUAUUUGAUGAGCGCCUUGUAUCCAGCCCUGCAUUGACACACAAAUUUGUCAUUGACAAUAUAAGGAAUAUUAGCUCUGAUUGCAGCGGAAUUAGAUAUAUGAAGGACGAUCAGUUGGGUGCAGUGACAUAUCCACAUAAUCCCUCCAUGAAUCUGUUGUGUUACUUCCAAGAAUGGAGCUCAAAUGAUGCAAAACAGUUUUUGAAGACAAAAUGGACCAUUCAAGAUGUUGAUGGACAAUGCUCACUCAAGGUCACUGGAUCACGCAAGGGAUGUCCAAUAGCGGCUCACUAUCACUUACCCCUGUAUGCCCUGAACAAAAAGUUUGGAAUUUACAAAAAAGUAGUAGAACACCUGUGGGAUUCAUCUGGUGGUGAAGCUACUACUGUCCGAAAUACUUAUCUUUCUGUCAUAAAAUAUUUACAUGAAGUACGCAUCGCAUUUCUGGACAAUGCUGGAGGAUCUCCAAAUCUGCUCCAUGGAGACUUCAGAUCACCGGCAUUGGACUAUUACCUCUGGAUGGAUCACAUGGGUGAUGGCUUUGAUGAUGAUGAUCGGCAGGCAUUGCAUACAGCUCAUGGUGUUACCUUUGAAGCCCUCAAGAAUGGCCAGUGUUCAGAUAUCCUGGUUUUUCUCGAUUGGAGGACCUAUCACAAAACAAAAUGCCGCAAGCAUGAUUUUUGUGCAGCAUUACAGGGAUGUGGAGGCAGUGAAGAUCUCGAGCACCUACUAAGUGCAAUUGAUGCCUCCAUCAAUGCAGUUGAGCACCCAGCUGUAUCCACAACAUCGAUCGAUAUCCUGGUUUCUGCAUGUUCAUCGGCUCAUAUAACACUUGUAUUGGAUGAUCCAGAUGUGGACUCACAGCAGUUGAAUCCGUUCCCAAAGUUCCCACUUCCCUUCGAUAUAAAUUGUCGCAGUAUGGCACUCAGUACUCUUGGUGGAUAUGCACACCAAAUCCUUGUUGGCGGCUUUGGGAGAUGGCUCCCUAGCCAUAUCGCGAUGCAUUUUCGAGAGAUCCAAGCCAUUGAUUAUAACGAGCUAUUGGAGAACCUCGUGGCUAAUGGUUUGCUUGUAACAGCACAAAAUACAGAAGAGUUCUUGGAAAUAUUUGCUAUGGCAGAGAUGAUGGUGAUAUGCCAACAGUUAUCUGUGGACCGUGGUUCAAUGGCAAGAUUUUUCACUGCUGCUGGUCGUGCCCUUUAUGCAUCAUGA
This is a messenger RNA of Suillus discolor, 1218 nucleotides long. RefSeq lists its product as uncharacterized. The record is from RefSeq and is a predicted model, not a curated record. NCBI's taxonomy places the organism in Eukaryota, Fungi, Basidiomycota, Agaricomycetes, Boletales, Suillaceae. The transcript is spliced from 3 exons. Bases 1 to 1218 code for a protein of 405 amino acids.